Manis javanica (Malayan pangolin) is the source of this 8024-nucleotide messenger RNA. RefSeq names its product clock circadian regulator (gene CLOCK). Gene Ontology annotation, cellular component: CLOCK-BMAL transcription complex; cytoplasm; nucleus. Gene Ontology annotation, biological process: regulation of transcription by RNA polymerase II; circadian regulation of gene expression. The record is from RefSeq and is a predicted model, not a curated record. Gene Ontology annotation, molecular function: E-box binding; DNA-binding transcription factor activity, RNA polymerase II-specific; protein dimerization activity. Lineage: Eukaryota; Metazoa; Chordata; Mammalia; Pholidota; Manidae.
GGGGGAGGAGCGGGUGGCAGUAGCGGUGAAAUUUUUGGAGGUGGGUGGGGGGCGCCACUCACAGCCCCAGGUGCUGCUCGUGCUGGGAGCUGCGUGUCUCCACGCAGCCGGGUGGGUGGUGCCGAGUCACUGCAGCCAGACCCGAGGGUGGGGGAAGGAAGAAGUCGGAGCCACCGCAAGCCGCACGCCUUUUCUUUUACAGCAGUGAAAGAAAUGCACAGGAAGUAAAGAAACAUUGUUGGUUUGACUAUUUCGCUGAACGUCCAAGUAAAAAAAAGAAUUCUGAGACCAGUGCUCAGCCAUAUAGAAGACUACAGCGAACCUAUAGUGUUCUGAAGAAUCAGUUCAAAGGAUAGAAGAGAUACAAAAGGAGAAGUACAAAUGUCUACCACAAGACGAAAACGUAGUAUGUUAUGCUGUUUACCGUAAGCUGUAGUAAAAUGAGCUCAAUUAUUGACAGAGAAGAUGGUAGUAUUUUUGAUGGGUUUGUGGAAGAAGAUGACAAGGACAAAGCAAAAAGAGUAUCUAGAAAUAAAUCUGAGAAGAAACGUAGAGAUCAGUUUAAUGUUCUCAUUAAAGAACUGGGAUCCAUGCUUCCUGGGAAUGCUAGAAAGAUGGACAAAUCUACUGUUCUACAGAAGAGCAUUGAUUUUUUACGAAAACAUAAAGAAAUCACGGCACAGUCAGAUGCCAGUGAAAUUCGACAGGACUGGAAACCUACAUUCCUUAGUAAUGAGGAGUUUACACAAUUAAUGUUAGAGGCUCUUGAUGGUUUUUUUUUAGCAAUCAUGACUGAUGGAAGCAUAAUAUAUGUGUCUGAGAGUGUAACUUCACUGCUUGAACAUUUACCAUCUGAUCUUGUGGAUCAAAGUAUAUUUAAUUUCAUCCCAGAGGGGGAACAUUCAGAGGUUUAUAAAAUGCUUUCUACCCAUCUGCUGGAAAGGGAUUCAUUAACCCCUGAGUAUUUAAAAUCAAAAAACCAGUUAGAAUUCUGUUGUCACAUGCUUCGAGGAACAAUAGACCCUAAGGAGCCAUCUACCUAUGAAUAUGUGAAAUUUAUAGGAAAUUUCAAGUCUUUAAACAGUGUAUCCACUUCACACAAUGGCUUUGAAGGAACUAUACAACGCUCCCACAGGUCUUCUUAUGAUGAUAGAGUGUGUUUUGUAGCUACUGUCAGAUUAGCUACACCUCAGUUCAUCAAGGAAAUGUGCACGGUUGAAGAACCUAAUGAAGAGUUUACAUCUAGACAUAGUUUAGAAUGGAAGUUCCUAUUUCUAGAUCACAGGGCACCACCUAUAAUAGGAUAUUUGCCAUUUGAAGUUCUGGGAACAUCAGGCUAUGAUUACUAUCAUGUGGAUGACCUAGAAAAUUUGGCAAAAUGUCAUGAGCACUUAAUGCAAUAUGGGAAAGGUAAAUCAUGUUAUUAUAGGUUCCUGACCAAAGGACAACAGUGGAUUUGGCUUCAGACUCAUUAUUAUAUCACUUAUCAUCAGUGGAAUUCAAGGCCAGAGUUUAUUGUUUGUACUCACACUGUAGUAAGUUAUGCAGAAGUUAGGGCUGAAAGACGACGAGAACUUGGCAUUGAAGAGUCUCUUCCUGAGAUAGCUGCUGACAAAAGCCAAGAUUCUGGGUCUGAUAAUCGUAUAAACACAGUCAGUCUCAAGGAAGCAUUGGAAAGGUUUGAUCACAGCCCAACACCUUCUGCUUCCUCCCGGAGUUCAAGAAAAUCAUCUCACACAGCAGUGUCAGACCCUUCCUCAACACCAACAAAGAUCCCAACGGAUACUAGCACUCCUCCCAGACAGCAUUUACCAGCUCAUGAAAAGAUGGCACAAAGGAGGUCAUCAUUUAGUAGUCAGUCUAUAAAUUCCCCAUCUGUUGGUCAGUCAUUAUCACAGCCAGCGAUGUCUCAAGCUGCAAAUUUACCAAUUCCACAAGGCAUGUCCCAGUUUCAGUUUUCAGCUCAAUUAGGAGCCAUGCAACAUCUGAAAGACCAACUGGAGCAACGGACACGGAUGAUAGAGGCGAACAUUCAUCGGCAACAAGAAGAGCUAAGAAAAAUCCAAGAACAACUUCAAAUGGUCCAUGGUCAAGGACUGCAGAUGUUUUUACAACAAUCAAACCCUGGAUUGAAUUUUGGCUCUGUUCAGCUUUCUUCUGGAAAUUCAUCUAACAUCCAGCAACUUGCACCUAUAAAUAUGCAAGGCCAGGUUGUUCAGACUAACCAAAUUCAAAGUGGAAUGAAUACUGGACGCAUUGGCACAACUCAGCAUAUGAUUCAACAGCAGACUUUACAAAGUACAUCAAGUCAGCAGAGUCAACAAAAUGUACUGAGCGGGCACAGUCAACAAACAUCUCUCCCCAGUCAGACACAGAGCACCCUCCCAGCCCCACUGUAUAACACUAUGGUGAUUUCUCAGCCGGCAGCUGGAAGCAUGGUUCAGAUCCCAUCCAGUAUGCCACAGAACAGUACCCAAAGUGCUGCGACGACUACCCUCACUCAGGACAGACAGAUAAGAUUUUCUCAAGGUCAGCAACUUGUGACCAAAUUAGUGACUGCUCCUGUAGCUUGUGGGGCCGUCAUGGUACCUAGCACCAUGCUUAUGGGUCAGGUGGUGACUGCCUACCCUACCUUUGCCACACAGCAGCAGCCACAGACAUUGUCAGGCACACAGCAGCAGAGCUCCCAGGAGCAGCAGCUGACUUCAGCUCCACAACCAUCUCAGGCUCAGCUGACCCAAACGCCCCAGCAGUUUUUACAGACUUCAAGGUUGCUCCAUGGGAAUCCUUCAACUCAGCUUAUUCUCUCUGCUGCAUUUCCACUACAACAGAGCACUUUCCCUCAGUCACAUCACCAGCAACACCAGUCUCAGCAACAGCAGCAGCAGAGUCGGCACAGGACUGACAGUUCAACCGACCCUCCCAGGGUUCCACCGCAGUAGCACGAGUGCCUCCUCUCCGACCCCCCGGGGCAGAGGGGGCUGGUCCAGAAAGGGUUGCUCAGAUGAUCUGAGGACAGGAGGAAGAAUUCCAGCAGUUGCAUGAGAUGUAGUAUUGAGUGUUCUAGUUCCUGGAAUUAGAGGGGAAAUGCUACCUAUAGUGCUCCAGGUGUACAUUAAAUACCAGCCAGCAGGAGAUGAUCAUAGGGCCAUAGCCAAUUCUAACAGUGUUUUACUGGCCUAGAUAGUUUUUGAUGGAAAAAGAGUAUAUUGCCAAACGUUAAGAAGCUCAGCUAUGAACAUGACCUCCAAUGAAUCAGAAAGGCACCAACAACGUUAGUAAAUGUAGUUGUUCUGUGCCUGUUUUUAAGUGUUACAGAGGACACACCAGUCAUGUCAGGGGUUUGCUUACCAUGAGGCCAUGAAGACAGUCCAGUAGACUUCGCAGGCCCCCUUCCCAUUCCCCUCUCCCCUUUUCAGAUCAUGAUGGGACAGAAGUUAAUUUCAGAAUGUUGUGUGGGUUCAAAUUCUUUAUGUAUAGAUGAUAUAAAAAUAUUAUGUGUAUGUCUGGAUAAAAGGAGAGAAAGCAAAAUGAUUUGUAUGCUGCAUGAAAGCAUUAUCUCCUCAAGUAUAUGUCCUUAGAUUCUGACACCAUGUGCAGACUAAUACAUCCUCUGUUUUUCCUUUUGUUUACAGCACAGUAGUGUUCUACUCAUUUUUCCAGGGCACAGGUCUUACUGUUCAUACUUCGGUUGUGAUGCCAGUUUGUUCAGUGAGGUAUAAUGUGCUGCUGGAAAUGGAUUUUUUUUUUCAGGUUAAAUAAUUGAAACAACAGGAUUUUCAAGUUACUCAGAAAUACCCUCAUUUCAUUAUUUUUCAAUUAUGUUUGAAAAUAGGAUUUGCACUGCUUUAUUUUAGAUGGUUGGGAGUUUUGAUCACAUAUAUUUUGAUAUAAUUCAUAGUUGGAAAUAGUUGUAUAAGUGGUUUUCAACAAGCCUGAAAGAAAUUUCCAGAAUGUUUCAGUUAUAGGAGUAAAAUUUGCACACAGAACAUUUUAGGCACUUUCUAACAUUCUCACUGGUGGGAAUUUUAACUUUUAGGAUUUGUUGGAAUCUUUUUAUUAUCCUUCACAAUUUCAAUGCUUCUUUUAGUCAGAAAUGAUUCAGGGUUAUUUGAGAGAAAAAAAACCCAUAGUGCCUUGAUUUUGAUUCAGGUGAUAACUCACCAUGUUGAAUUCAUUGUCUGGUUUCAGUAGCAGUUUUGAAACCUUAGUACAUUUUUAACAGCAUGUGUGUGUCAGAGCCAUCGUUAUUCUCCUAGGUUCCUGUGAAGACUGCUUUGAGUCUCUUGGACUGGAGGUACAAAUAAUUUAGAAAUAAAAGAUGACAUCCUAACACUGUCAGUCAUUAAUGUGAUCACAGAAUAGUUUUCCUAAAUCACCUUUCUUUAAAGCUUAAGGAAAGGUUAAUUUAAGAUUUAUAGUAAAUAUUUGCUCAGUAUGAUUUUGAUAUUCCUACAAAGAAAAAAGGAGAGGUAGGAAUUGGCUUUGCCUUUAUUACACUGGAAUAUUGUAACUCACAUGCUCUCUAAACAUGAACUAAGAUUUCAUUUGGCAAUGUUGUAUUCUAAAGGUAAUAAAUACCAACAGGUGUUGCAUACAUUAAAAAAGCAUUUUACAGAUGUUAUGGUACUAAAGAUAUACAAGUAUAGUGCAAAGGAAAAUUAAUGCAAAAUGUCUUAUAUUAAAAAUUACUCAGUAAAGGGAGGACAGCAAGCUGUAAUAAAUCAAAAUUGAACUUUAAAUGUGUGAAAUGAUUGAGGUUGUUUAACAGAAAAGGCUUUAAACAAUGAAAAUAACCUAAUACAGAAAUGCUAGAUGAAGGAGUCAGAGGAAUUCUAAAUCAAUUCUUAAGACUUUUCUGUCCUCGACUUUGCUAUCAUCCUUAAGGGACAUAGUUUGUUUUUCUGUAGAAAACUCUACCUGGCCACUUAAAUUAGAAAAUUAAUGCUGAAGAAGAAAACAACCAAAGAAAGUUGGUAUCUACCCUUCCACAAAAGAAGUGUCACUAGAUACCAACUAAUAAUUAACAUAUCAGGAAGCUCAUUUUCUAGUUAGAUGAUCCUCUGGAAGAGAUUUCUUUCUCAUGAAUGUCAAGAAUAGUUAUCAGAAUGUAUGUGGUCCUAAGCAUAAUACAUGUAGAUGGAAUUGAUGUAGAAUGUGGCAACAGUAUUUUCUCCCGUCUGAUUGCCUUUCUCAACCUUAUCAUGCCGUUCCAUAUAUAUAUAUAUAUAUAUAUAUAUAUAUAUAUAUGAGUUGUGCCUCACUUAUUUAUUGGCCAUAUCUAGUGAUAUGUAUGGAUUUAGCCAACAAAGAUAUGAAGAACUGUUAAGGUUUAUCCUCCAAAAACCCUACUUAAAAGGAAGAUCGUGGACUGUGAGUACUGUGUACUUAGGUUUGCAAAGGCCAGGUGUAAGAUGAGCCACAAGAUAAAUCUGCAGACUGUUUAUUCACAUUCUCCUCCACCAGUCCCUUCAGAUAUUGUCCAUUCUCAGACAUUUGGAGAAGAAAAUUAGACAAAAUUUUGCUUUAUAAUUCCUGUUGUUCCUUACAGCUCAUUUUUCUCUGCUUAGAGCUGAUUGCCUAAUUUAAAGGAACAUCUAGCUGCUUUGCCUUUGCUGUCAGUAUGAAGUGUUGUGUUGGAAAAGCUAGUAAGCACCCGCUGCCUCUUAGCUCCUUCUCAAACUUGGUUUUCCUUCUGUUUUUCUGGAACUUCAGUUGCAAAACUAUCCUUGCUCCCUUCCCCAUGAACUAAGACUGGAGCUCUCUGAUGAAGACUUAGCAGUUGCCUAUUCUUCAUUCAUUUCUGUAGCCAAAGUUGUUAAUUAAAAUCCCAAAUCUAAGUCAUGGAAAAAUACCAAAUAGGAACACCUUUCAGCUGCUUAAAACCCUGUCUUCCCUCUGCUUUACUCUCGUAAGAUACUCAGUUUUUCUUUAAAAAAUAUUUUAUUCUGGGUAGCACUUUUAAGGUAGAAAUUGUUGAAGAUAAGGAAGAAUGUUUGCUGUUCUGCAGUUAUGACUUGGGACUGCUGUGGCACUGGGCGAGUCGGGAUGUUAACAACCACAAAUGAGGACUACGAGGAUUCAUAAAGUUGCUGCUGAGAGUUGUGUCAAAUCAGAACAUAGACAUUCAAAGUGCUCCAUUUUUUGAGUGGAAAAUAUUGGAGGAAAAGCAAAAAAGAGGGAUAGGGGUAGCAUGUAAGUAAACACUGCAGUUCAGUCUCCAAAUGGCUCUAAUUUGAGGGGGUAAUUGGAGUCCUGUGCUCUGCCUCGUCACUUAUAUCCUGUUCAGGAAUGUGUGGUAAUAAGAAGAUGCCAGUGACUUUGAGCUGUUUGUUGUAGAAUACUCAGUACAGAGUAGUAAGUGCUGUGUUUGUGGCCAUUGCAUUAAAGCAGUCUGCUUGCAGUUAUUUAAGGGCAUUGAAGCAAAGCAGCUCAAAAGGGCAUCGUGUGCUGGAGAGAGAUGAACCCCUGUUCAAGGAGCCUUAGAAAGGGGGCCCUUAAUAGUCUGUUUCCCCUCCUCUACACGAACAGGUAAAAAUUAUUUUAAACUGGUUAUUACUCAGCUUGUUUUAGAAUGUGUCCACUAUACUGAGGCAAAAAAAAUUUUAAGUGGAAAUGCAAGUAGCAUUUUACUCUAGGAUUGUUCAUUUCUACUUUUUUUUCUAUACUUCUUUGGUGAUGGAAAGUUUUUUGAACAUUUGUGUAAAUUGCAUUCAAGUCUAUAACCUUUCCAGUAUCUGUGACCCUGUUCUUAGUCCCUUGGGAUUCAAUGUUGGAAGAUUUAAACACUGGAUAUUACUAUUUAGCUGAGUGAGUCUAGCCGGGAGUAAGCAGACUGGGAUUUCUAUAUGGUGGAAAAGAACAGCACAAAGGCACUCGCCAUUUUAACAGUGAUUGGAGAAAGAGAACCUUUUAAGUUUGUUUGGGUUGGGUGAGCAUUCUUCUUCUAAAAGGAGCUUCUGAAGUAAUUGCAAAGGAAAAGAGUCGACUAUUUUUAUAGCAUAUUUAAUAUAUUUGUAUAUAAUGAUGAAUAUAGUAGGAACCCUCCACAGGCCUCCCACUUUUCUAAUUUAGUCUCCCUUUUGCCAUAGCACUAGCAUAACCUCGUCCGCAUGGUUACGUGCCUAUUGCCAGCCUACCAAAAGAUAGUGCUGCUGCUUUCUGAGACAGGUGAGAAGAGCCGACUCUCAUGCCUGGGGAUCCUUUAUAAAGGAAUAGCACACUCUUUUAAAACAACUUACCACAGUCUAAAGCAUCAUUUUGAAAUGUAACAAGCACUUUAUUGCAAUUAUUCAUUUUGAUAAAGUUUAUUAUCUUAGGCAUUACCAUUUCCAAAGGAUCCCCAAAUCAUCACUUAGGUGAAAUUUAAAAAUGAUACAUUUCUGAGAAAUGUUUAGAUCCAGUGAACCGUAGUAGGUUUAUGGGAGUGAUUUCAAGGUAGCCAAAUGAACUUUGACUUUUGUUUUGAAUGUGGUGGACUCGAGAUUAUAGAUGCCUAGUUCCAUUCAGACACUAUUGUAAACCUGUCUUGCCUAUUAUGUGGACACUGAGAGAGACCAAUGAGCCUGUAUAGUUUCAGAGGUCUAGGAAAACUACAUCAGUGUGAAGAGAUGUACAGAACUAACCUAAAUUGAUUGGUGGUAGUAUUUGAGAAUACGGUAAUUUCAAGAAUUUAUUCUGAGUGUUUUAAAUGUGCUCUGAAAUGUUGGCAUGUCAUUUCAGAAUUUCCAUUUGAAUUGCUCUUGUAAUAUUUUUGCACAAAAAGGACUGAGAAAAAGACUGUUAAGAAAAAAAGUAUAAUUUGGUCUUAUUUUAAUGUCUUCUAUGGAAACACUGGGGAUGAAUUUUGUUGGUAUAAUUAUUAAUUCAGGAUAUUUAAAACAGUGUUGAACAGUUCACAAGAAAUCAAUAUGGAUAUUUAAAAAUUUAAACCUUCCUCCCAUGUGACUGUUUUGCAUAUUCCCCCCCAUGUCAUAAUUUAACACUACAUUCCUUGUUUUUCUUAAAUAAAAUACUUUACAGGU